GGGUGUGCACCCUCACAGACGGCGUCGCGUAUGCAUCCCCUAAGCAGUCCUCUUCCUACAGGCGCGUUGCAAGGUUGUUGAAUAAGUGUGCGUAUCCCCACGAUCACCAUGUCACUCUGUGUUUUUUGUUGACGGAAAGUGAUGACGCUGUAGGUUUUCCCCAAAAACAUUUUCGGGAAUUCGUCGAAGAGGGAUGCGAGUGGACACAUAACCUCAAUCGAUUGAAAUGGUUACUAUGGAACCACAAAUACUUUACAAGGGUGAAAAAUUGCAUCAAAACCAAAGAUGAACGAUAAUGGGUCCAAAUUGCUUCGACAGAUUUUUUGUGGCCGCACUUUACCUCCUCAUUCAAUCGAACCUCAUCAAAAUAGGAUGCUCAAAAAAUUCCUUAUCGGACAUAAAAAUCACCGUGCCCUCGUCCCAUACAACCCUAAGCGGAGAUGUAGAUGUUGAGAUCCAGUCGUCCUCGACAGCACCAUUAUCCGUGCAACUCUUCAGACUGGAGGGGAACUCAGUGCAAUCAUUAGCCAAUUUCUCAGUAUUCCCGGAAGCCUUACGCCAGAACAACACCAAGCUGAUCAUACCCUGCGGUUAUUUUUCGAGGGGCGGCAAAUACUACGUGCUGGCCAGGAAGAAGAACUUCGACGAUUUCUACGGCGAUCUCGCGGACAACGAGAACGGCGAAACUUCUAUGGUCACCGAGACGAUUGACGUGAAAUGGUCGAUGCCCGAUUUGAAAGUAGUGCCUGAUCACAUACAGACUUAUCCGAGGAGUCCGGUGAUUGUUACGCUGGAUUUUCCGACCGAGAGCUGCCCGCCGGCUUCGGAAAGUUUGGGAACGACGUUACCGGAGUUCUGGUUCGAGUUGUACUUUUGCGGGCACUCCCCAACGUUCUGUGAUAGUUCGGGUAGACGCAAUCAGAGUUAUCAGAUUUUACACACUGAACAAGUUAGAAGUUUCCCAGGGGAGCAGAAUAUAACUUUGGGUUGUGAAAAUUUUGGACUCGCUGGAUAUUAUGCUGUUUUCAUCAGAACAACCACCGUGGAUACGUGGACGUCACAUAAGUCCGUGUAUUUAAAGGCUGAUUGGAGUGAAGAGUUCGUGUUCAACGUUCACGCUCAAAGUAUAUUUCCAUGUGACAGACACGAUGGUGGUAUCACAGUUUUGUUCCAAUAUCCAGCAUGCAUCAUAACUGGAGAUCGUGUAAGACUCUUCGCCAGGCAUCGUGCAGAGGUGGCAGCACUUGUACCACCCACCACUCUGGAAUACGUGGCUGAGCAAAAAGUAGUUAGAGGAAGCAAUAAGUUAAAGUUUGACUGUGAUCUGUUCAGUGAACAUUUUAUUGAAUAUUGUUUCGUAUAUGUUAGUCAAGCCAUCACUGGAGCUGUGGCUGAUGUGAGGAUAGAUUGCGUCCCAACGCUUCCUGUAAGGGAGACAAAAAAUGGAGGCUGGGGACCCUGGAGCCCAUGGACAACUUGUUCCAGUACCUGUCUUGGGGGUACAAGAAGUAGAUUUCGAUUAUGUGACUCCCCAUUGCCAAGAUUCGGAGGAAAGUUCUGCAAGGGUGAAUCAGUUCAAACGGAAAAAUGUGGGACGGACAUCGAGAACGUCUGGGAAUGUUUCGAUGGUAGUUUCGAUCAAUUUGACCAUAGGGUAGCCGAGAUUCCGAAUGUCAAAGACGAAGUUGGUCUUUAUUGUCGUUGCGGUUGUGUAGUCCAUCUUGGAAGGGCGAAUCCAAAACGUAUACUGGCUACUUCCUCGCAGAGCUGUCCUGGAAGGAUUUUUUGGCAGAUUCAGGCUGACGUUCACUGCAUCAUCCAGUUCAAGAUAGAAUGGUUCGAAUCUUCGUGUGGCAUCCAGUGGCUGAAAAUUCGCGAUGGUAUGACCUUAUCCUCGCUCUUGCUAGCUCAUUUUUCCGAUCUCACGGAAACCAGAUCAACGAUUAUCAAUUCAACAGGAUCAACUAUGCUUCUGGAAUUUUUUUCUGAAGAAAUGAUGACGAAUGGACAAACCUGCGGCGGUGGAUUCCUCGCAUACGCCAGGCAACUAGAACGUCAAAAAGUGUCGCCCUUCAUUAUACACCGUCCUCACAGCAUUUCUCCUUUCGUUAUCUUGAAAUUAACAGCAGUUCAUUCCACUGCAAUUUUUUUCUUGAGUGGGGUACUGAUUGCAAUGGCACUCCUAGGUGCACAAUACACAUUUCGAUACAGGAAAUACCAAAUAGCGUAUACUGACGACAACGAUUCAGCUGUCGAUAUAUCAGCAUCAUGUGCAACCCUGAUCAGUAGGAGAUCCUCGAACUCUACGUUAUUUUCGGAGGUUUUAUCAUUACAUCCUUUGGUCAAACCUACCAAGACAGAAACUAAAAAUUCAGAUCAUAAAAUGGUUGUCCAUGAAAAUCCAAAGGAAUGCACUGAAUCGAGGAAAGAGGAGGAUGCGCAAAAAGAGGUAGAAAAAAUAGCGAACGCUCCUCAGAAAGAAAGUGUUGCAAGCGUAAACAGCAAAGAUCAAGAUAUAGAAGAAGAGUAUAGAAAUGACCUUAGUGAAACCAGUAAAGAUGAUUCAACGGAGAGUAACAAAACCGAUUCAAGUCCAAAUCAAGGAUCAGAUGAUGUGAAUGUCUUAACACCAGCUAAGGGUGAAUAUUCUUCCUCUAGACGAAAGAUAAACACUGCAACAAUAAGAAACACCAACCCCAAGGAAGCGAAAGAAAGGAAAAACAGAGAAAAAUUACUAGCGGGACCAAGCGGAUCUGAUUUUUCCAUAUCUGGUAACGGCAUUGAUCUGGAAGUGGACUAUUACGAUUAUAAUGUGAGUAAUGCAGGAGCUGCCCCUGGUUCCUACCUAGGCAUGGACCCAGCCUUCUUGGUUUACAUCCCUCCGCUCUAUGGAAGUGGUGAUCUAUCUAUAGACGAAGAGGAUAACCGUAAACUAGAAGAAGGAGAUCGUAAAUCGGACGAAGACGAAACUGAGAACAUUUCGGUCGAUACUCAGAAAACGCUAGAGAGCUACAACAAAUGCAUCGACAACAACAGAAAAAAAUCGCCUUACAAAUUGAUGCCUAGUGACGAGUCCAUUACGCCAAUCUUGGAAAAACCGGUGGUUUACGAAUCCAAAGUGGCAAGGUUACACCUCCAAGGACUACCAAGUGAGGAUCUGAAAAAAUCGAAGACGAAGAUAGAGGAAAUACAAAUGAUAGACAGUAACAUUUUGGACGAAAUAAAAUUUGCCGACGAAGACGAUGAUGAGAAGCACUAAUAUCAAAAUAUUAGUCAAUAAGAUUAUUUAUUUCUUAUUUAUUUUAACUAGGAAGGUACGCUUUUGCAUUGAAAUAUUGAUAUUAAAAUUUUGUUACCCUU
Messenger RNA from Coccinella septempunctata (seven-spotted ladybird), 3360 nucleotides. RefSeq lists its product as uncharacterized. The record is from RefSeq and is a predicted model, not a curated record. Bases 296 to 3259 code for a protein of 987 amino acids. The transcript has 12 exons. Gene Ontology annotation, cellular component: cell periphery. NCBI's taxonomy places the organism in Eukaryota, Metazoa, Arthropoda, Insecta, Coleoptera, Coccinellidae.